GCGAUCCCGCAGCGCUCCCGGCAUGGGGAACAUCGCCUGCGUCCCGCAGGCUCCCGGCGGCUUCAGGAACUCCUUCCGAAGGAAACCCUCGCUGAAGAAGGAACAAAAUGGCAAGAAAAAGCUACCCAGCUUCUUUGGGAUAGAUGGAGGCCAGGAGAGAGACACGACCACGGACAAAAUCCUGCAGUAUAUUCCAGCCAAGAAGCAGGAAAACCAGAAGGAAAACUUGGACCAGAGGUUCCCCAGCCUGUUCAAGAAGGGCCGAAGGAGAACGGUCGUCAGGAAUUUGGGCAAAAUGAUUUAUUACUCCAAGGUCAAGUUUAAGUUCCAGCACUGCCAGGAGGUCAACAGCUGCUUCCUGGAGCUGUUCCAGUCCUACCUGUACUUCCAGUCCACGGGUCCCAACGGCCUCACCUACCAGGGGCUGCUGCCUCUGAAGGAGCUGGAGGUGCGUGAGCUGGGGGCUGGGCAGAGCCCGGGGCAGCAGGACCACGCUUUCCACAUCUCAGGACCCCUGCUGAACCCCCUGGUGGUGUUCUGCCAGUCCGAGGCCGAGCUGAAGCAGUGGCUGUACCACCUGGAGAAGCAGAUCCAGCUCUGUGGAGGGAGCCUGGCCUUGCCCCUGCUGUCCCAGAGCGGCUGGACGCAGCGCGCCGGCGACAAGGACGAGCUGCGCUGGUCCGUGCAGAACCUGCCCGUGCAGGACUGGAGGGGAACCCAGCGGGAAUCCCUGGGAGAAAUCCUCUGUGUGUCCAAGGUGAAGCUCCAGCACCUGCCCUUCCAGGAGCAGCACGACCGGCUCCUGGUGCUGUACCCCUCCACGCUGGUGAUCGUGUCCGAGGAGCCCGGCGGCCUCUGUUUCAAGGGAGAGCUCCCCCUCAACGCCAUCCAGGUGCUUUUUGAGGAGAACGACAAAACCUCCUUUCUAAUCGAAGGCCGGCUGAUAAACUCCAUCCGGGUGACCUGUCCCAGCUACCAGGACUACCAGGAGUGGCUCUACUGCCUCAAAACCGCCCAGUUCCGAAACGCAGACUCCUCCCUGUCGGGCUCCGAGAGCUUCUCUGUGGGGUCAAAGCCGCCACCGCCCAGCCAGUUCCCCAGCAGUGGGAGGGGAUCCCUCAGCUCUGAUGGCCGGACAAACUCCUGGGCGUCCGGAGGGAGAGUGACCACGCUGACCCAGCUGUCCCAGACCAGCGGCUCCCUGCCCGACGGCCACUCCUUCCUGCUGAGCCCCGAGGGCAGGCUGCUCGAGGAGCCCCUCUCCCCUGGCUACUCCCAGCCUCUGCAUAGCCUGGCACAGCCCAGCUGGCCCAGCUCAGCGCUGCCCACGCAGGAGCUGCGCAGGGGGAACAGCGCCAGGAAAUCCAAGGAGCGCUCCGGGAUGGGUUUCUGA
Messenger RNA from Motacilla alba alba, 1393 nucleotides. Its product is annotated as pleckstrin homology domain-containing family N member 1-like. NCBI's taxonomy places the organism in Eukaryota, Metazoa, Chordata, Aves, Passeriformes, Motacillidae. The record is from RefSeq and is a predicted model, not a curated record. Gene Ontology annotation, biological process: positive regulation of apoptotic process; response to hypoxia; 3'-UTR-mediated mRNA destabilization. The transcript has 13 exons. Gene Ontology annotation, molecular function: cardiolipin binding; phosphatidic acid binding; phosphatidylserine binding. Gene Ontology annotation, cellular component: mitochondrial membrane; cytoskeleton. Bases 23 to 1393 code for a protein of 456 amino acids.